AUGCCCCUCGACACAUCAACCUACAACCUUGCGCUCCUGCGCAUCGACGGUCGCAGAUGGAACGAGCUACGCCAAUUGCGCGGCCAGAUCCGGACGCAGGCCGCCGCCGACGGAUCUUCAUACCUCGAAAUGGGCAAUACGAAAAUCAUGUGCGUGGUUACCGGCCCCAGCGAAGACGGAAAGCGACGUAACCAAGGCGCCUCCUCUGCCUCCGCCGCUGGUUCCAGCUCAUUAACUUCUGCUUCGACAACCAAUGCUGCGGAUAUCUUGGUUAGUGUUGUGGUCGGCGGGUUUAGUACCGUGGAUAGGAAAAAGAGGGCAAGGAGCGAUAAGCGCAUCCAAGAACUCCAAGCUACUCUCGCUAAAUCCCUAGCCGCGGUCCUACACACGCACCUAUUCCCGCGCUCUACUAUAUCACUAUCCCUACAUAUCCUAUCACAAGACGGUAGCCUCCUGGCCUGCCUCAUCAACGCUGCGACUCUCGCGCUCGUCGAUGCCGGUGUCCCUAUGACGGAUUACUUAGUCGCCUGUAGCGCGGGUAGUACAUCCUCGCACUCGGCGGCUGACGAGAAUGCUGACCCGCUUAUUGACUUGAAUAACCAAGAAGAACAGGAAUUACCUUUUUUGACGGUCGGUACGUUAGGCGCUACUGAUAAGGUCGUCGUACUUGUCUGUGAGAGCAGAGUCCAGGUUAGUAGGUUGGAGGGAAUGAUGGUCGCGGCGGCGGACGGCUGUGCCAAUAUACGCGCGUAUCUUGAUUCGGUUGUGAGGGAUAAGGGACAUAGGAUGGUGACUGAAGGGGCGAUAGAGAAGGGUGCCAGUAUGGCUAUGGAUAUUGAUGCUUAG
Daldinia childiae is the source of this 846-nucleotide messenger RNA. RefSeq names its product Exosome complex component ski6. Gene Ontology annotation, biological process: rRNA catabolic process; poly(A)-dependent snoRNA 3'-end processing; nuclear mRNA surveillance. The transcript has 2 exons. Gene Ontology annotation, cellular component: nucleolus; nuclear exosome (RNase complex); cytoplasmic exosome (RNase complex). Lineage: Eukaryota; Fungi; Ascomycota; Sordariomycetes; Xylariales; Hypoxylaceae. The record is from RefSeq and is a predicted model, not a curated record. The coding region runs from base 1 to 846 and encodes 281 amino acids.